Messenger RNA from Epithele typhae, 309 nucleotides. RefSeq lists its product as uncharacterized. NCBI's taxonomy places the organism in Eukaryota, Fungi, Basidiomycota, Agaricomycetes, Polyporales, Epitheliaceae. Bases 1 to 309 code for a protein of 102 amino acids. The record is from RefSeq and is a predicted model, not a curated record. The transcript has 3 exons.
AUGUCUCGUCGUGCUGCCCCCGGUGCCUCUCCCUUCGGCGCGCCCCCGCGUCGCGCCAUCCACGACCCCAACGAGUCCGCGUUCUCGCGCUUCAUGCGCGAAGAGAUCUUCUCGCCAGAAAACCUCCCCGGGAACAUCAGCGUCCUCACCGCCGUCACCAUUAGAGAGGCGGAAGGCGCAGAGAGCGUAGUGCCGACGGUCAGGAGUGCAGACCCUUUCAAAACUACCCGACGAGCCCCUGCCCCGAGCUCUGCACCACCCAUGCAACCGACGUUCUGCAUGCUGUCAUGUACUUUACUCGACAUAUAA